AUGUGCCCAGAGACAGCUACGCCUCCGCAGGACGCCACUGCUGCGGCCGCAUCGGAGACCUCGGGACCCCGAACGGGCUGCUGCUCCACAAGCCUGCAACAUAUGCCGCCCGGGCAGCAGCAUGAUACAUAUCUCUGUCGUUCGCAAAUCAUACCACUCCUGGAAUGGAUCGAGAGCGUCUCGGAUUGUAUGCUUGGAAACGCGAGUGGUAACCGCGUGGACGGCUGCUGCCCAAAGGCGACGGAUGUGAACACCAGUCCCGCACCUAGAAUACCUGAUGCGAAAGGCGGGUAUCAACGAAUCAAAAGCAAUUCCUUGACAUCAGAAGCGCUGUGCACGGCUCUCCAUGCCCUGACAGAGGCUCGAACUCCAGCUGCCUUCCAUGCCUGCACUCGACAAGCUUUUGGCAAGCUCAUUGAAACCACGAGAGCGUAUGUCGUAAGCGAUACUCGUGAGGCGCCCGCGAACAUGUUAGAACUUUUGCUCGAUGUACUUUUGCUCACGGAGGUGGUUCUGUUUGGGAGCAAUCUCAUCUCCUCCUCGUUGCAGUGCACCUGGGUUACUUGGCUCGACCGGUGGCUCACCGUCUGGUUGGAACGCUGGGCCGCGGUACCGCGAAACACGGACGCUAGUGCUGCUGUGCGCCAGGUAUACCAGCAAGCACGGUUGAGAGACGUGCUUUACGCAUGCGAAACUGUCGCAUCUGGUGCAUGUCAAACGGGAAAGAACCUAGCAUUCGCUUUCGAGCGUUUGUCGUUACAUCGAGCUGCUGGGGUAACCUCGCACGUAUCGGGUACGGUGCAUCAGGCAGGGUUGGUGACUCAUGCCCUGUUGCAUCCCGACUCCAAAACAUCUCCGAGCGGCACGACGCUUCCGGGAAGCGCAGCGAUGCUGGGUAUCGAAAGCUGCCGCUCGUUAUUGACGACUCAGGAGCCGCUUACGUCAAGCAGCAGCGGAGUCAGGCAUUGUUCCACGGGCCGUGCUUCCGAUUCGUGCUCGAAUGCACACGAAGCACCAGCUACUAGAGCAGAUGCGCACAUGCUAUUGCACGACGAGUUCCGGCAAGCCGAAGUUGACCUGGUUCGAGAAUCCGCUGGCAACCAUGCGGUAAUACCUGCUCCGAACGCGCUUACGUCCACCUUGAGCACGCAGCAAUCUACCACGGACGACGCUCGGAGCGGCUUUGUCUCGACCUGUGCCGUAGGAGCACUACCGCCGUCGUCGCCGACGUCGUCGUCGUCGUCGUCGACACCAACACCUCAACAGGAGGCGAUAUCCGCAGCGUGUGCUGCAGCACCAGCCGAGAGCGCUUGUGCACUGGAUCAUUCAACGCGAGCGAGUGCCUGGAUGUGGCUUUUGGUUGUUCUUGGGCACCUGAGAGGCCCGCAGUCGACACCGUUUCCAAUCGAAGAUGAUAGAAAUGAGGCCGGUGUCUUGCUCUGGAUGGCCUGCCUGGAACCGGUACAACUCCGCGGCCUCUACGCGCUCAGCAAGAGCAGCAUCUUCCGCGAUGCUCUGCAUCAGCAUAAGAACUGGAAUGAGUACGUUCCUCUACUGGUUCAUGCCUCACUGCGGGAGUAUGAAGCAUUGCUCGCUGCGCGUUGUCGCCUAGAGCCAUUCACAGUGGAGACAGCCAUGGCCGAAGCUUCCACGCAGUGGAGGCUCCCUCCUGAGCUGUGCGAUGACGUUGCUCGCUGUGCUUGUCGUCUUGCGAGUGAAGUGACUGGCCCAAGCAGCGUGCCGGUGCUUAUGUCGCUGCUCUGUAACGAAACUGUGCCUCGAAGCGUCAGCUGGAACGCGGCAAAGUCCCUGGCGCUGCUCGACAUUCGAGACGGCAUAGCACCGUGGCAUCGUCUGGAAUGUCAGCGUCUGACUGCCUUCAGUCAGCUCGCUUAUCUGCGGAGCAGGCUCGAGCAUGACACCGAGGCUACACGAGAACUGCAAACAGGAACGGAGGAGGCCUCAGCGGUCUCUGCAGAUUCGACAGAGGAUCCCAGUGUACCAGGAAGGGCACUGGCUACUGUUGCCCGCGCUGCUGAUCCUGCUGAUGCUGGUGCUUCUUCAGAGGCGUUUUCCAGAAAGGAGCCGCAGCAUUCCUGUUCCUGGCUCGCCAGUGCGGCACAGACGCUCGAGCGACUCCAUCACGAGCAUCCCACAGACCGUACGCUUCGCACGGUUGCAGCGGAAACACUUGCUUUGCUGGUAGAAAGAAUUCCAGGUCAGCGAUAUGCCGAAGCGUUACUCCUGCGGCUGUUGAUGGAGAGCACCGAUCUUCCGGAUCGCUUCUUUCAACAAAGCAUUCAGAAAAUGCAUCGAGAGACGCUGGUGAGCGCCUGUACGUUGCCGAUGCUCCAACAGAUCUGGAGCAAAUGCUGCAGCCUCAUGCCCUGUCACUUUCGCUUCCUCCGUAUCAUGGUCCAGGAAAACGGUGUCGAUGCGAUGCACGAAACUGCAGACGAGCUGCUGCAGCGGGCGCUCUUGGCAUUGAAUGACCAUUCCAUGAUGUUGGUCAAGAGCGCUCUCGGCUUUCUGGAGGCUUGGUACCUCGCGGAGAAGCGUUUGCGAGCGAGAGGCGCGUCGAUACCGACUUCGCGUCUUCUUGUCCGGAUUGGUUGUUUCCUCCAGGAGUUUCUUGCUCGGAGUCCAGCGGAGCGCUAUGUGUCCGCAUCCAGACUGGGCGUCACGCUACUUCCGAUGCUGCUGCGACACGGUGCUACCGUUCGGGAGCUCUGGGAGUGCCUCUGCGGGGCGCGUGACCCCAGAGAAGGCUCCCUGGAAACCACGACGGGCGCUCCACAGGUUUCUGGGAAGCACUGCGAUUCUUCGGCUGAUAGAACGCACGAGCACCAGCACCAGCAUGAGCAAGUGCGGGAACGCUUCCAUCGUGUCUUGGAAGGGAGCACGCUGCCGUACUUGUUGCUGCUGGUGACGGUCGCGCUCGUGCGAGCACGUGUCGUCACGCGCGUCGAACUUGUUGUUGUUGAUGAUGUCGAGAGCAACAUCGGCGCAACUGAGUAUCAAGUUUGUGGCGAGCAUCGCCAACAUUAUCUUACAGCACCCAAGCACGCUGCCCAGUGCCUUUUUGUGCCGCAAUGGCUUGCCCAGUGGGCGCUCGCGCACGCCGAGGACACCAUCGCCCUGGAUGCCUUGUAUCUUCUCACGCAACCGAAUGUUCUGACGACUGCACCUAUUCCAUUAGGGCAUCUGCAGCUACUGCUGGAGGCAUUGCCAGCCUUGACUGUAGGCACGCUUGCACCGAAAUCGACGCAGAUGUUGCGUCAGUUCUUCAUCAAAUACAUGGGUCCAGCUUGCCAGGCGCUGGUGCAGGGCUCUGGCUUCUGGGCGAGCGUCGGCUUCCUGCCAGGUACGGACUCGGCUGCGCAGGUACCUGACGCCGAGAGCUGGUCUGCCAAGCGUUCCGGUACAUUGUCGAGAACGCGACCGGAGGAAGCCUUAACGAAAGCGGAUGCAGAAGCUGCAGCAGCAGAAGCAACAUUCCUGUCCCAGACUCGAGAUGUGAACGUAUCAGCAAAAGCAACGGCAGCAGCGGGGCCAGGCACGGCACCGGGAAUGCAAAAUGCCUCUGCUGUUGAUAUUGAAAGUAAUGAAGUCAUUUCCAGCAACCGCGAUCUUUACGCUAUACAGCUCGUGCGUUUUCUCAAGAGCUGGGUCCGUUUGCUGACGCUUCAGAUCGGGCCUGGGGUGGGCCUGACCAGACGCCUCGCGGCAAUAUCUCUCUUGGAAUCACUACCCGUGCAAGUCUGGCGAUUCGUGGAGCACCAGUGUCCGCAACAUAUCCGUAUCAUGGAGGACUGCAUCGCUGUCGCACUGGGGUGUCUUCUGGAUCCCUAUGACAGCAUCCGGGUGCGGGCAUGGGCGUUGCUUCGUAACCUUGCAGCCUACGCUGACCUGAACACGGUGAUGAGGGUGCUCGUACCUACGGGGUCUGUUCUGGUACGUUCCUGGACGCGCAGGAAAGCGGACUCGGGAGCGCUUCUUCUGCGGACAGCUGUCAUGUUCAUGGACAAGGCUGCGAGCCCCAGGGCCUUGGGCAAGCUUGAUGUUUCCCGCAUAUCACUGUGCAACGGGGUCGGCACACCAGCACAGGAGGCUCCCUCGCGAGUUACGCUACUGGAGGCACUCGCUACGAUCCUUGCAAACGUUGACAUCAAAAGGCAUGGGGUCGUCCUUACCCUGCGGUAUUUGCUGGACGAUUGUAUGGAUUCGGCAACGGGGCGAUGGAUCCAACCUCCCAAACCCAGUUUAGCCUCGUUGACGCGUCUGAGUCAGGCGUGCAUUACCUUAGAGGAGCGCUGUUCCGCUCUAUUCGCUACUCAGCACGAUGGUUAUGAGGCAGCUCUGCAGACGGACCCGCUUUCUGAGGACGAAGCGUUUGCGUCUACGGCGUCAGCGGAAGACACCCAAGACAGAGCCCAUUGGGAAAACCAAACGAGCAACACCUCUCUAGUUGCUUCUGCAGAAUUGGCGUACGAUGCCGACGCAGAGGAACGCGUAAGCGACGACUCUCAGGCAACCUGCGCAGAGUUUGCGCGACGCAGCACGCAGCACGGCGUCUUUCUCAUCAUCAGGGAGAUUUGCUAUAUCACCAGCAUUAUCAUCAGACUUCUGUUGGAUGAAUUUCAUCCUGAGGAAAGCCUGGAUGAGGCUUUCGUGGUUCCAAGUACCGCAGAUUGGGUAGUAGGCGCUGCGGUAUCGGUAUCGCCGGCUACUGUUGCCGCUCUGGUCGAGUUUCUCACUGAUUUUCUAGCGGGAAUGCUGUUGCGCUAUCGACAUAGUGGUAUUUGUGGCCACGCGUCGAUCUGUUGGCGGUCUGUCUGCAAGCAGUUGGUGAAGCAUACCGACCCAGCGCUGCGGGCGCUUCCCAACCGGUGUCUGGACCUCAUUGUACAACGUCUGCACCACGGAGGUUUCGCUGUGCUGCGGCGCUCGGCAGGGCUUGCUUACCUUGUCCAGGGUGUCGUUGCGGCUUCCGCGAAUUCUCCCUUGGAUGCACUUGUCGAUGUGCUCUUGCGGAUGGCUCGCUCCUGGUGCGACGGGCAAGCGCUUGGCAGUGUGCAUGCGAUGCACAUCCUUCGUGCGCUCCUGCAGGACGCAUCCUUGACGCAGCGCACUGCACAUCUCGUGCCGUUGGCGUUCCAGGUGGCUCUAGACGGAUUCCAGGGCACUGCUCCGUGGAUGAUUCGUAACGCUGCGCUGCUUCUGUUGGCUGCCUGCAUCCAGCGUAUCCUAGGUGGUCAAAUCGUCCAGGGCGCCACGGCAUUCCGCGUGACAAACAAGACGAACAGAAGUCAUGAACAGGGAAGCUCGGAGCGCACACUGCACGACUUGCCUGGACUCCAGACUCGAUCAGGAGCCCGAACGCGUAUAACUGAUACCAAUACCCAGGCGUUUCGUCUCGAAGCGUACUGGGAAGAGCCCCUGGUGCUCGUCCAGUCUCGCGCACUCACCAUGGAUGUUUUCCUUUCGCGCUACGCCGGAAUCCUGGAGUCGUUGUGUCGUUUACUGCAGCAAGCGGCGGCGUCGACAACGUCAGCUUCUGUGCAUCCUGGUGCUUUGACGGCUGUGUAUCCAGUUCUUGUGCUGCUGUCGCGGUUAGCGCCCUUGUCGACGUCCACCGACGAGUUGGGCGAUGGCGCUGCUUCAUCCGCUGUCGCUUUUCCUGAUCGACCAGAGGCGUUGUGCUUUAGCGGUCGCCGCUCUGUUCUUCGAAUUCUGCUGGAGGCUGUAGAGCGUCUCACUGUCAGUGCUGAGGGUGCCGUUCGCAGGAAAGCCGCGCUCUGCUGGGCUAGGAUCUGGCAAACCUGCUGCAGUGCGGAUGCAGCUCCAUGCCUGUGGCCGGACGAUAGUACCGAUGCUGCCGCUGUUCAGGGGAUUAUCUUGCGGCUUCGCUAUUUGCAGGCCGUGGGCGCAUGCCCAUCCAGUGUUCGGGAGGCCUUUCAGAAACGUUUCAACCCAGAGAGCUUCGCGAGACGUUUCGGAUUAGAUGCCACCAUCGAGGCACUGCGUCUGUAUGGAGAAUUCGGGCUGCAGACAGAACCGUCCCAGUGGCUCUCCUUCUGCUCCUGGGCGGUGCGUCUGGCCUCCACGGACGCCAGUGUACCAGCCAUGAUCAUGGCUGCUUUAGCGCUGCGGCGUUUCUGCGGAGCCUGUAGCGCCGCAUGCGCUAUCCUUGACGACAAUGAGUACGCGGAGGAGGCUCUUCGCAGUGCCGGUCCGACGUUCGCAGCGCGGUUCGAAAUGAACGCCGCGCAUGAGGAGCGGGUACCAGCGUCGUGUACAGACGCACUUGUGCUUUCGUAUCUGUACUCUGUAGCGGCGACAUGUCCUUUACCAGAGUUGGUCGCUACUGCACUGCAGCUUGCUCAGGAGCGAUCACUGGGCGGUAUUCCGUCGGCCUGGAUACCGCUUUUGCUGCGCCAGCUGCGCUACAGCUCGAACCUCUGUGUGUUGGCGGCAGCUUUGCGCUGGAUAAUCCAAACGUCACCAGAUCAUCCUGCAUUUUUCCCCGCUGUUUGGCGGCACUACCUGGCAGCUGCACACACGAGUACCACACUCGGCGACCUGGCCUUGGAAGCGCUUGGUAGUUUGGUCCACGAUGCCCCCCGGGCACGCCAGUGGGUCCAAGCCCUCGAGGCGCUGAGGCACUCAGCGUACGCAGGAACCCCACAGGCACCCCGCGUUUCAGUUGAACGUCGCCUGGCAAUGACUCGUUCGUUGCAAAGGGCGUUUUGCUGCAAUUACUGGAGGAUGCCGGAACGCACUCUCGCAGCAUUUUUUUGGAGCGAGCGCCUACGCAUCCACGGGGUCUGCUGGCGCCUUCUCGGUGACGACGAAGAGAUCGUCCGGUGCGAGGCUCGCCGUGCUGUGGCUCUUUUCUGGGGACAGCCUCUGUAUGCGACGCUUCGCCGGGGCUACCUCGAGCAGCAACUUGCGAGGGAUCUCGUGUACGCAAUCCUCCAAGAGCAAACCGAGAUGAUUCCUGCACCCUAUAAUACAGACGACGCAGCGCUAUCCACGUACUUGAUUGGUACGUGUAUUGGGGCGGUGCAUCAGCACAACUCGUUUUCGAGCCAAGUAUCGGUUCAGGCUGCGUUAGAAGGACAGAGUACCAUGGAAAGACAACGUUGCCAGAGCAGAUCUGGACCUGGGUAUUGGCAUCUAUUGUAUAGUUCUGAUGAUCUGCAUGUAUCUGACGUUGAACCGCUUUCUGCUGAACAGCUAGCGCUCUACGUACAAGUGAUGCUGAAGCAGGCGCGCAAUGGACGUCUAUGUGUUGGCGGCUCUGGAGAGGCGAUGUCUAUACAAGGUGCGUUCAGCGCGCAUGCAAAUCUCUUUCGGAUACCGGAUGCUGUGUCUGCCAGGUUCAGUGACAAACGUGCACUGCCACAAACGCCGUCAUCGGUACCAUGGGCUGCGUCCCAAGCGCCACUUCAUGGACAGGGAUUUGUCGAUUUCGGGCAGCACGUCCGAGGCUACGCUUUGGAGACUGUGCGUGCAUCUUUUCGGGAACUUUUUGUGGAGACGCUGAAGGCGGCGGCCUCGGAGGCAUCUGCGCCUCCAGCUGAGCUGCGGGAGUCAGUUCCUCGCUGUCCUACAGACGAACGUGCCUUUUCAUAUGCAUCGCUCACCGGUGCAGAUUCGCGUCUGGAACAGCUUGUGAAAGGUCAGUUUCAGGCAAUGCAGGUGCCUGACGUCUUUUCCAAGCGGUAUCGUCUCUGGAUGCAGCGAGUGAUGGGUUUAGAGCAUACAGAGAGCGCGUCGUUGGACGAGUUCUCUGAACUUGAUCUGGCACCAGCGCUCUGGCGGUGGAGUCGGUGUACGACACAGCAAAUGCUUUGUCCUCAACGUGCCAAUGCUUUGCGUGACGUGGAGGAAGAAAGGCAUUCCGCCGCUCGUGCUUCUUGUGAAACAGUGAUAUCGAACACAGACGAUCAGCCUGUUUGGUAUCUGCUUCCAGUGAGCAGAAUUGGCGUCAAAGAGAAUCUAUAG
Cyanidioschyzon merolae strain 10D is the source of this 8010-nucleotide messenger RNA. RefSeq lists its product as hypothetical. Lineage: Eukaryota; Rhodophyta; Bangiophyceae; Cyanidiales; Cyanidiaceae. Gene Ontology annotation, biological process: tRNA methylation. The transcript has a single exon. Gene Ontology annotation, cellular component: cytosol. The record is from RefSeq and is a predicted model, not a curated record. Bases 1 to 8010 code for a protein of 2669 amino acids.